CUCACGGGCGCGGAGCCCUCCGGGUCCCGGCCUAGGCCAUGGAGCGGCCCUGUAGGGGCUGAGGGGAUCCCUCGGCGGCUCCCUCCUCACCCCGAGCGCUCACCGGUACCGGGGAUUUGAGCGGCGGCGGCGGUUUCCCGGUCGCUGCGCCGCCAUGGCUUCCAGCGAGGAGGAGGCGAGCACCGACUGCCCGACCCCGGUGGGCACCGACACGGCCCCGUCCUGCCCGGACUCAGACCCGGACCCGGCUCCCGCUCAGUCGGACAGCACCGAGGACUUCGAGGUGCUGGAGGAGGAUGAGGACGACCUGAGCGAGCUGCCACCGCUGGAGGACGUGGGGCGGGCACGGGCCCCUCCGCCACCGGAGCCACCGGAGGACGCCCGGUGCCCGGAGCAAGACCCGGGGGAGACCCCUGAACCCCCCCAGGAAUGGCUGGACGUCUUGGGGAACGGAUUGCUCAAGAAGAAGACGCUGGUGCCGGGCCGGGGGGCGGAGAGCCGCCCCCGCAAGGGCCAGGAGGUGACCAUCCGCCUGCGGGCAGCGCUGGAGGACGGCAGCGUGGUGGAGGAGGACCCCGGGCUCACCUUCACCUUGGGGGACUGCGACGUUUUGCAGGCUCUGGAUCUCUGCGUGCAGCUGCUGGAGUUGGGAGAAACGGCUUUAAUCGUGUCGGAUGCCAAGUAUUGCUACGGCUCGCACGGCAGGAGCCCGGACAUCCCACCCAACGCCGCCCUGACGCUGGAGGUGGAGCUGCUGGAGGCUCGGGAUGGCCCCGACCUGGAGCUGCUGAGCGGGAAGGAGAAGGCGGCGCUGGCAAACCGCAAACGGGAGCGGGGCAACUUCUACUACCAGCAGGCAGACUACGUGCUGGCCAUCAACUCCUACGACAUCGCCCUCAAGGUCAUCGGCUCCAGCUCCAAAGUUGAUUUCAGCCCGGAGGAGGAGGCCGAGCUGCUGGAGGUGAAGGUGAAAUGCCUCAACAACCUGGCGGCCUCGCAGCUCAAACUGGACCACUACGAGGCAGCCCUCAAAUCCUGUAACCUGGUGCUGGAGCACCAGCCGGGGAACAUCAAGGCGCUCUUCCGAAAAGGGAAGGUCCUGGCCCAGCAGGGCGAGUACAGGGAGGCCAUCCCCAUCCUAAAAGCAGCUCUGAAGCUGGAGCCUUCAAACAAGACCAUCCACGCUGAGCUCUCCAAGCUGGUGAAGAAGCACGCGGACCAGAAGACGGUGGAGACGGAGAUGUACAGGAAGAUGCUCGGCAACCCCAGCGCCGGCAGCGCCCCGGUCAAGUGCAAAGACAAACUGCCCUGGUCCAUCCCCUGGAAGUGGCUCUUUGGGGCGACAGCCAUCGCGCUGGGCGGCGUGGCCCUGUCCGUGGUCAUCGCAGCGAGGAACUGAGGACAGCAGCUCCUGGACACGUUUGUUUGGUUUUUGUUUUUAUUUUUUCCCCUGUCCCCAAAUCCCCUCCCCAGCAUCACCCAGCAGCCCCGUAAGGAUCCUACGGGGCCGGAGCCUCAGGUCCCGGACCCCACGGCCCCACAGCUCCACCCGGGGAGGACGCGGCGCUGCCGUGGGGCAGGGAAGAGGCUGCUGAAGGGAAACUGCACCAAGGGAUAAGGUGGGGACGUGCCCGGGGCACACGCAAUGAGAUUUUUUUCCCCCCCCUCCCUCGGCACUUCCCCGGAGCGUGCAAUGCCCAAAGGAAGCCAAAGAACCCCGGGGACACCACGGACACGGAGAGGGAAGCGCUGGAGCCCUCGUAUCCCGGCCGGUCUUGUAGGGCCGGAGCCGUGGGGGUGUCCCCCACCCCUCCCUGCUUCACCCCGCAGCUCUCUCCAGCCCUGGGCCCCCCCAUCUUCGGGUUCCAGCUCCGCUCGCAGGGGUGGAAGGCGCUGCUCCCCCCGAACCAACUGUGAACCCCCAAUAAAGGACAACUCCUGCACA
Messenger RNA from Anas platyrhynchos (mallard), 1945 nucleotides. It is a transcript of the gene FKBP8, whose product is annotated as FKBP prolyl isomerase 8. The record is from RefSeq and is a predicted model, not a curated record. Gene Ontology annotation, biological process: negative regulation of apoptotic process; protein folding. Lineage: Eukaryota; Metazoa; Chordata; Aves; Anseriformes; Anatidae. Gene Ontology annotation, molecular function: protein binding; peptidyl-prolyl cis-trans isomerase activity; protein folding chaperone. Gene Ontology annotation, cellular component: membrane; mitochondrial envelope; cytosol.